This is a messenger RNA of Penicillium crustosum, 444 nucleotides long. RefSeq lists its product as uncharacterized. NCBI's taxonomy places the organism in Eukaryota, Fungi, Ascomycota, Eurotiomycetes, Eurotiales, Aspergillaceae. The record is from RefSeq and is a predicted model, not a curated record. The transcript has 2 exons. The coding region runs from base 1 to 444 and encodes 147 amino acids.
AUGGCUGAAAUCCUCGGUGCCACAGCCAGCGCUAUCAGUCUUUUCACAUUAUUAGAACAAAUUGUCCAAAGCAUAGACAGGCUAAAAGCCGUACGCUCAUUUAUGAAAAAUGCUGCCACAGAGUUUCAAGAAUUCAUUGAUGAUAUUGAGCUUGUGCAGAUCAUUUUGGUAAGACUAAGGCCAGAAAUGCUGGAAGCUAUCAAUCUUCCCUCUAUGGAGAGACGUCUGCGUGCCUUUCAGAGAGACCUGGAUGCUCUUGCAUAUAAAAUGCACAAGUUCAAGAAUCAAACCACAAACGGAAGGCUGGCAAUUAUGAAACUUGCCUUGAAAAAAGAUAUUUUCCAAGUCCAGAAGCAACACCUGGAUAGCAUCAAGACGACAAUGAUGCUCCUUCAGCAAACGUACUCUCGACCCGAACGGUGUCAGAGUUUCGAACAGUGGUAA